UUGUUUACGUCAACAUAAGAAUAGACCUGUCAAGGCACACCUGUAUGUCUUCUGUAUUCCCACUGAGGCAUGUUACAACAAUGAGCUACUCAUUGCUCUUCACAUGUGGAAGUACCGAGCCGGGAUACGGUAGCUUUCUCUCCAUAACAGCGAUGAAAAUGAAGAGAAUAACAGUUGCUCGUCUCCUGAUGUGGAUCCUCAUGUUUUUGGUUAUAUGCAUGCACUCAGAUGGACUGGACAUAUAUGAAGUGGUACGACCAAUCAAACUCCAUGAUCUUCAUAAGAGAGAUUUAGAGUCCACCAGGCCUGACACUGUGAAAUAUGCCAUGACUCUUGAUGGCAAACAAAUUGAAAUGCAUCUGAAGAAAACCAGUGAUUUUAUAAAUGACGACUACACUGAGACUCAGUACACGAGUGACGGGACCCCUGUUGUCACUAAACCUGAUGAGAUGGAUCUCUGUUACUACCAAGGGAAGAUCAUGAAUGACAGCAAAUCAAUGGUCAGCAUAAGCACCUGUGAUGGAUUACGGGGGUAUUUUCAGAUUGCAGAACAGAAGUUCAUCAUUGAGCCUUUGUCUGAAGACCUUGACGGUGACCAUGCAGUGAUAAAGUAUGAAAAUGUGGUUGAUACUCCUACUGUAUGUGGAGUCAUUAACACUACUUGGCAUAAUAUUCCUGAGGGUUUCCCUGGCAUUUCUCCAAGCAAACCUAAAGCUCGCAUGUCAGGACAAACAAUGUUCCUACAAAAUAAAUACAACGAAGUCGUCCUUGUAGUGGACAACAGAAUGUAUGUGAAGAUGGACAAGGAUGUCUCCAAAGUGAGACAGAGGAUCUUUGAUAUUCUCAAUUUUGUUAAUGCUGUGUAUAAACCAUUGCACACUUUUGUUGCUCUGAUUGGUUUGGAAAUCUGGACCGAUGCUGAUAAGAUUGUGGUGUCUACGGCUUCUGGUGACACCCUGACCGCAUUUACUAAGUGGAGGAAUGACGAUCUGAUAAAGAGGAAGAAACACGACAACGCUCACCUGAUCACUGAAAUCGACUUUGAUGGGGCGACAGUGGGCCUGGCUUACGUUGGUACCCUGUGCACAGAGGUGUCUACAGGAAUCAUCCAGAAUCAUAAUCCACGUGUCAUAGCGGUAGCUGCCACCCUGGCGCAUGAGAUGGGACAUAAUCUGGGCAUGAACCAUGACAACAGCUCGUGUGCAUGUGCUGAAUCCAGCUGCAUCAUGACUGCAGUACUGAGCUACAAUAUUCCUCACCUCUUCACCGAAUGCAGCCUAAUUAAUUAUAAGCAGUUCCUCAACUCACGCAACCCCGACUGCCUCCUUAACAAACCGCAAGCCAAGGACCUGCUUCAGCCUGCAGUGUGCGGCAACGGAUUCCAAGAGAUUGGGGAAGAAUGUGACUGUGGAAAUGUGACGGACUGCACCAACCCAUGCUGCAAUGCCAGCACAUGCAAACUCACAAAAGGCUCAGCGUGUGCAGAUGGAGAGUGUUGUCAGAACUGUAAGAUCGCUGAUCGCACCCUAAUGUGCCGUCCUAAGCGUGAUGAGUGUGACCUGCCUGAAUAUUGCAUGGGAAAUUCCUCCUUGUGCCCCGAAGAUGUCUUUUCAGUGAACGGACUGCCAUGCAAGAACAACACAGGCUACUGUUACAACGGCCAGUGCCCAAGACGGGAUGACCAGUGUAUCAGAAUGUGGGGUUCAGGUGCGGUGGUAGGGGUUGAUUUCUGCUAUGACCAGAACAAACGAGGUGUAUUCUAUGCUUAUUGUACACGACCAACCGAUGACCAGUUUAUAGGAUGCCAAGGACAGGAUGUAAUGUGUGGGAAGCUUUUCUGUGACAAAGGCCAAGAGAUCCCAAUCUAUGGUCGCUCGAUCACGUUCAACAAUUGCAAAGCCACUUUUUACAGUGACAGAACCCAAGACUUUGGUCAAGUAAACACAGGAACCAAAUGUGGUGAUAAGAAGGUUUGUAAUAAAAACCAGUGUGUGAGUUUAGAUGUUGCCUACAAUGCAGCCAACUGCUCGGCAAACUGCAAUGGCAAUAGGGUGUGUAAUAAUAAGCUGGAGUGCACUUGCGCACCUGGCUGGCUCCCACCUGACUGUGUGAAACCAGUCAGUAGUUCUCAGCGUACAGACCCUACAAGUACCUGUUUUAUUUUUUUACUCAUCUACAUAUUUUCCUACAUCCAAUCCUAGUCCCAGAUAUAGGCUAUGUAAAGUUUCUAGUUCUAGACAUCAUGUAGUAAUAGUAGUUUAAAGGCUUAAAUACAGUUCUUAUUUAAGUUUCAACUCUCUGCACACACAGAACAUUUCCUUGUUUCAGACAUUUCAAAGGGUGUGUCAAAGCAAAGAUUUUUAGAAUUGUAACACCCAAAAUGUAAAAAAAAAUGUAUGUAAAUGAAUCGAUCAAGUUGUAUGGUCUUUAAUAACUUCUAUAUGCAAACAAAAAAAAAAAACUCAGGUGACAACAAUCAAAAAGUAUUUUGUAGGAAUUUUUUAAGAACUUCAUCAGCAGACUCUGGACUGGUUCCUACUUGGAUGGAAGACAGCUUGUUGAUAUUGGGUGCUGUAAGCUUUUGUGGAUUAAUUGUGGCUCAAUGCCUAAAGUUACUGAUUUAAGGCUCGGAGGGUCAGACUCCAGCUUUGCCAGGUGGCCACUGUUGGACUCUUGAGCGAGGCUUUUAACCCAAUUGGCUUCAGCGGCGUUGUGUCAUAACAUCUUACCCCAGCUUCCUUACCAGAUGAAGUAGGCGAAGAAUAAAGUGUGAUAGAAUUUAUUGUGCUGUAAUGCAUAU
Clarias gariepinus (North African catfish) is the source of this 2800-nucleotide messenger RNA. RefSeq names its product zinc metalloproteinase-disintegrin-like crotastatin. Bases 45 to 2201 code for a protein of 718 amino acids. The transcript is spliced from 18 exons. Gene Ontology annotation, biological process: proteolysis. The record is from RefSeq and is a predicted model, not a curated record. NCBI's taxonomy places the organism in Eukaryota, Metazoa, Chordata, Actinopteri, Siluriformes, Clariidae. Gene Ontology annotation, molecular function: metalloendopeptidase activity. Gene Ontology annotation, cellular component: plasma membrane.